This is a messenger RNA of Caenorhabditis angaria, 1273 nucleotides long. NCBI's taxonomy places the organism in Eukaryota, Metazoa, Nematoda, Chromadorea, Rhabditida, Rhabditidae. The record is from the annotation of a GenBank genome assembly.
AUGGGUAAAGUUAUGAAGCCUGGAAAGGUUGUCCUCGUCCUCAGAGGCAAAUACGCUGGACGCAAAGCUGUCGUCAUCAAGCCACAAGAUGAGGGAGUGUCGGACAGAACUUAUCCACACGCCAUCAUUGCUGGAAUUGACAGAUACCCAUUGAAGGUAUUUCUUACAUAAGAAUUAUAAAAGAAAAUAUUGUUUUUUUUUUCAGGUCACCAAAGACAUGGGAAAGAAAAAGAUCGAGAAGAGAAACAAACUGAAGCCAUUCUUGAAGGUUGUUUCAUACACUCAUUUGUUGCCAACCCGUUACUCAGUUGACGUUGCUUUCGACAAGGCCAACAUCAACAAGGUAUGUUAUCUCAAAAAAUCCAGAAUUGACUUGUUAGUUUACUGAAACUAGUAUUUAUAAGUUAUAUUUAAAAAUCCCACUUUAUGAAACUUCAAAAUUCUUAUUGAAAAUUUUGAGGUGUAAUCAAUUUAUGAGUCAAUAUUGAAAUUCAGUUGAUAUUUGCCUCGUUUUAUAUAAACACAUCCAAAAUCAUAAGAUGAACUAUAGCACUCCAUGCGCGCGAGCAGCUCUUGAAAUCUUGUUUAUUUUUAGAAUAUAUAGGUGAUACGGUAGGACGUUUACGAUCAGGCCUGUGCCGGAAAAUCGAACCCCGGAAAACGGAAAGUCGGAAAAUUUCCGGAUUUUUUGAACCGGAAAUCCGGAAAAUUCGGAAAAUUUUUCAAAGUCUGAAAUUUCGAUUUCCAGCCUUAAGUUGGCACUAAAACUUUUUUUAUCUACAAUUCUUCUAUUCACAGGUAAUUUAGUAACUAUUUGAGACGUCUUACGUUCAAAAAAUAGUAAAAUUUGAAAAAUUGAAAAAAAAAUUUCCGAAAAUUUCAUUUUUUCUAUCAUAAGCUGAGAAAAUUUUCCAAAAUUUAGGCAAUUUUGAAAAUAUUACUACUAGAGAUCAUUUCCGGAUUUUCCGAGCACAUUUUCCGGAAAACCGGAAAAUUGAUUUUUCCGUGAAAAAACCGGAAAAUCCGGAAAUUCGGAAAAUUCGGAAAAUUUCCGGCACAGGCCUGUUUACGAUUAAGAGUCUGUAAGAACUUCUAAUUAUUUAAAAAAAAUAAAAUGUAUCGAGGAUGUACUCUAAUUUAUUUUGAAUUUUUUCAGGAGGCUUUGAAAGCACCAAGCAAGAAACGAAGAGCUCUCGUUGAAGUCAAAUCCAAAUUCGAGGAACGUUACAAGACCGGAAAGAACAAAUGGUUCUUCACCAAGUUGCGAUUCUAA